AUGCUGGCCGAAAAUGAUCUGGACAACGUCAGCGAUCUGGGCGGAUGGAACUCCAGCGGACAGCGACCUGAGCGCAACGCAGCUCACAACAAAGACAUCGCCGACAACUUCCCUCGCGGCCACCUCCUCAACAUGCCAACUCUCGUCCAACGCCGCAUCUUCGCGAAAGUUCUGCGCCAUGACGAACCCCUGAUCAUUUCUCCAACCGCCGAAGCAGAGCGCGAAGCCGCCAACGAUCUUGCCCUUCUCCAGGUAUGCCGCGCCACUCGCAAGGAGGCCGUGCCGCUCUACUACGUGGUCAACAGCUUCGAAGUGAAGGUGGAAAACUUCCACGCCAGCAAACUUCUGCCGUGGUACGAGCAGGCAAUCAUGCACCGCGGGAAUGCAGUGGCGAUGCCGAUCGUUCUUGCCGGAGGUGAAGAGGACUGCACGAACUGGUGGGCAAUGGAGGAUAACAAAACCGUCGUCAAGGAUGGGUUCAAGAAGGGACAACAGCUUCAGCUGCAACGCCUGAAGCCGUUCAAGGAUAUCUCGACCACCGCACAAGCGCCACGAGGAGACAUCAAGCUCGCAGUCACAUACUCGCCCAACUGGACCAACCUCAAAGAGUGGCUUCAUCUCUACCACGAAGGCAGGUUGCCAAACCUGAUGAACAAGCAGCUUGCCUCCGAGGACGCUGGAGGCAACGUAAGCAAGAUGAUCGGGACGAGCGGCGCCUCGCAGGCUGAUAUCGAUGAUCUCAUGAACGACAUCGACGAAGAUGAAGAGCCAGCUUUCCAGGACCCGACUCCGCGACUCAAGCGAUGUACCCUCCCUCCGUCCUGCGACCCAUCGCCUACAAAAGCCGCGCGCGAACACGCUACCGUCUCCAACCAUCGGCUCUCACCCACAGCACCGGCUCAAAGCCAGACUCAAGAUACCUUCUCCACGCCCAUGGCUACCUCAGAGCAGGUGAUCGACGAGAGCGACAACGAGGACGACGACAAGGAAGACGACGGCGUUGCCAAGCACCUUCAUCCACCCUCUGCUGCUGGCACCGGUGGGCCGAGAGGAUUUGAGUUCGAAGGAGGAGCAGCGGCCGAAGCUGUGAGGAGGAUGAAAGGUAGAGGACCUACAUAG
Molecule: messenger RNA, 1119 nt
Organism: Zymoseptoria tritici IPO323
Lineage: Eukaryota; Fungi; Ascomycota; Dothideomycetes; Mycosphaerellales; Mycosphaerellaceae
Exons: 4
Coding region: 1-1119 (372 amino acids)
Source: RefSeq, a predicted model, not a curated record